AUGAAUACCUACAAUGUCUCCUCCGCCCCCGGAUGCAUCCAACUCCUGCAGCAACACAAAAAGCGUCUGCGAGAGGCCCAGUCUCACAAAGGCCAGUCCCCCAGCAUACACAGGACUCGCGAUGAAACCAUUAUCGGGUUCAAGCUUCGUCGUGCGCAGAACCAGGGCCGAUCGAGUGUAAACCACAGUAUUCGGUCUUCCAUCAUCCCGCCAGCCUAUCACCCCUGCACACGUUCUCUCCGCGAUCUGCAGCAACUCAGGAUCAAGGAUCUACGGGUGGAAACCCAUCACCGCGAUGCGUAUCUUCUGCUCCGAUCUGUGACACCACCGGAUGAAAUGACGGCCAUUCUGGCCAUGGUAGAAGAUGAGGAUGGGGAUGUUCUCAUGCUGCAGCUUUACAACCAGGAUAUGGACCGUCCUGUAGAAGAGAUUCUCCCAGAGGGAACGGCUUUGAUCGUGAAAGAGCCGUUUCUGAAACUGAUGUCUGAUGGGGAGUAUGGCAUCCGUGUCGACCACGUUUCAGAUUGCAUCUUUCUGUCGGCUUUUGAUGAGCGAGUCCCGCAGUGCUGGCAGCCAAAAGAUCGUCCAGACUUCGAUGUGAACCAUUGGAAGAUGACGGGGGACGAGUUCUGCGACAGCGCCAAAUACCAACUUGCGAUUGAAUCCUACACCAAGGCGUUGGACGGCUUACCCAACUCGGAAGAAUCCAACAUCCUUAGACUCAGCCGAGCCUAUGCUUUGCUCAAAACCCGCCGGUUCGACGAGGCGCUGCUCGACCUCGAAUCUAUACCACAAACCCGCCCCUCCGCUGAGAAGGCUCUUGUAUAUAAAGCCCAAGCGCUCUACAGCCUCCAUCGGUACCACGAAUGUCACAAAGUCCUUAGUUCUCUUGGUCCUGAGUCCUCAGGCAACCCUGCAAUCAAGGACUAUCCCGCUCGUGUUCUCAGACGUCUUGACGAACAGGAGCUUGGGAAGUACCAGUUUAAGCCGAUGUACCAGGCCAGCAAAGACUUCCCCCCAGAUUUAGAUCAAGCUACGUAUAUUGGCCCCGUGGCCGUCAGACCAUCUGGCUCCCGUGGACGUGGUCUCUUUACCACCGAGGCAGUCAAGGCAGGUGAUCUUCUACUAUGCGAGAAAGCAUUAGCACAUGUAUCUACAAACCCAGAAACACCCGAACAGGGCCAGAAUGUGACGCUUCUGAUCAACGUCGAAACCGACACCAUGACUGUGGGCACACAAUCCGAUCUCAUCAGAGUGGUCACGCAAAGACUAUACCAGAAUCCUGCUUUGGUCAAGCAGUUCACGGAUCUCCAUCAUGGGUCGUAUACCCCAGUCAAUGUAUCCGAUGUGGAUGGGAAACCAGUUGUGGACUCAUUUCUCGUCGCGCGCAUUGUCUCCCUAAAUGCAUUCGGGUGUCCUCCGUCCUCCCGGGAAUACUACCUAGAAGAUAAAGCAAGAAGAUUAGAAACAGGAGAUCAGUUCCAUUCAUGCGGUGUCUGGCCCAACUCCUCAUACAUCAACCACAGCUGCGACAGCAACGCCCAACGCAGCUUCAUCGGUGACAUGAUCAUAAUCCGCGCCGCGAAAGACCUCGACCCCGACACCGAGAUUACCUUCUGGUACGCGACCCCCGACGUCGAUGAUUUUGACGCCCACCGCGAUAAAUUCCAGCACUGGGGCUUCCAGUGUGAUUGUACCAUCUGCCAAGACUACCAAAACACAGAUGCAAGCAUCCUUGAGAAACGACAAAACCUACGAACCGAAGUCCGGGAGUAUCUACAAUCCAACCGACAACCAGACCUCGCAAGAAUCGAGAGCACAGUUGCUUCAUUGGCGAGUACAUACUGUCAACCUGCGCACGAGGUCCCGCGUCUGGGCAUCUGGGAUGUUCAGUGUGUCCUGGCGAAGAAGUAUCUGCGACAGGACCAGCCCGUCAAGGCUAUCGAGGCGGUGUUCGAAGCACUGGAGUCUCUUGGGUAUGUCAUUCAGGGCGCGCAGGCCCCGUGGUCUCCGGACGCACCGCUGGUGAUUGAGCAAUGGGGGUUUAUGGUGGAUCAGCUUAUUGAGAUCUGGCUCGUUCUGGCUGAGGCGUUUCAUACGGUGAGUCCGGAACUUGAGGCGAAGGCUGAGUGGUAUGCUCGAAUUACGUAUAAGAUCUGUGUGGGUGAAGAUGAGACGUUCGAGGAUACUUAUAUUACCAAUAGUACAUAA
Molecule: messenger RNA, 2211 nt
Organism: Aspergillus bombycis
Lineage: Eukaryota; Fungi; Ascomycota; Eurotiomycetes; Eurotiales; Aspergillaceae
Product: TPR domain protein
Exons: 2
Coding region: 1-2211 (736 amino acids)
Molecular function (GO): protein binding
Source: RefSeq, a predicted model, not a curated record